Messenger RNA from Cotesia glomerata, 781 nucleotides. RefSeq lists its product as uncharacterized. NCBI's taxonomy places the organism in Eukaryota, Metazoa, Arthropoda, Insecta, Hymenoptera, Braconidae. The record is from RefSeq and is a predicted model, not a curated record. The coding region runs from base 233 to 697 and encodes 154 amino acids. The transcript has 4 exons.
UAAAGUAUACACAUAUUUAUGUGCGUACAUAGAUGGAAAAUGUAGAAGUAGUUAAGCCGUAAAUCAAGUUCUACUUGGUUAUCAAGCUGUUAAAACACCUCCUGACACUGCAUGGAGCUUAUUUCACGGUCGAGCUGCUCGUGAAUGACAAACUCAACAUAACAAGACGAGUGGUACAUACAAGAGUAUAUAGGGCAUUCUAACGGCAAGAGCUUCUCGAUUCACGCCCACAAUGUCGUUACACUCGCAUGCUGUAAUAUUUAUUAUUAUCGCACUACCUGCAUACGGAUCGGGUUUCAGUGCAUUCAGCGGACGCCGAGCUGCUGAAUAUGAAAAUUCAAUUUGUGAGCCGAAUAAAAAACAUUUAGACUUGGAUGGUUGCGCUGAGUGCAUUUGUAAGAGCCACGGGUAUGGCAGUUUGUGCGAACAAGUUACAUGUUCUAAAACUUUCAAGAGACCGAUUCAUGAUCGAGAAUGUACACCACUAGAAGAUUUUUCAACCUACUGUCAUUACUGUAAAUGUUCAGCGGGUGGAAUACCAGUGGACUGUCGUGAAAAAAGACGCGGAUGUAUGGACGAAUUAAUGGAACGUUUGCACAUAAAAAGACUUGAAAGAAGAGCGCGACGCAAUAUGCGAAUCAAAGAAGAUAAACUGAAUCGUCCUUUAGAUCGUUCUCUUUUCCUCAGUCUCUUCUAAUCAGUUAAUAAUUAUAUUCAUUAUAAUUAAAUAAACAAAUAAAUAAUCUCCCUACAACUGUGUAAUUUGAGUUAAUUAAAAAUA